Messenger RNA from Cetraspora pellucida, 291 nucleotides. Lineage: Eukaryota; Fungi; Glomeromycota; Glomeromycetes; Diversisporales; Gigasporaceae. The record is from the annotation of a GenBank genome assembly.
AUGGUCAAAAAGGAACUUGAAAAGGCUGAACACAAACCUAGUGGACUAGUGAACAGCAGAAAUGGCUUGGAAGAUGAGCUAGAAGACUUGAUCGACUGUUAUCUGGAAAUUCCAACGACCUGGACGCCUAAAUUGGAUAUACCUGAAGAACUGAAACCUGCUAAAACGAAAGAAUCUAAGGCAUCCGAUUAUCACCAAAAAUCACCCAAGGUAAAUCACGUGAAUAAAAUAAUCGAGAAAAAGGAAAAUGAAGGACUUACUGGAAAGGAACCCACCAAAGCUGAAGGAAAU